UGAGCGGGAAAUUUCGUUGACGUUUUAUUUUAAACUCCCUUUUUAAUCGCAUAUUUGUGAAAAAGCUUACGACCUGCAUGCGCGUUCAUUCAUGCACGUAUAUGCCUUAUUUAUUAAUUUUCAAUUCAUUAAUUAAACAGAAUAUUCGAUGUGUGAACUUAUGUAUUUCAAGUAUUUGAAAAUUAAAAUUAUUAUUUAUUUGAAUAGUUCGCGAUGGAUUUGCGCCACGCGGCCUUGAUGCAUAGAUUAUAUCCCAAUCAGCUUAUUGGACCUUGAACUUGAUGCGGUAUAAACAGGAGGCACAUCGCACAUGUCGCCGAGAAUCUCUUGAAUUUCUCGAGAAAUAAUUCAACGAGUAUAGUGAAUGUCCUCUUGAAAAGCAAGUUUCUGUAUCCAUUGUUUCACGCCAAGACUAGAUUCUAGAUACCAUUUAUUAAAGCCUAUAGUAGAGUAUAGGUGUCAACUUGGAAUCAUUUUCAAGUUGAAAAACGCAAACCGGUUAACCUAGAAUUUUAUUGAAAUUAUUUCCAUUCAUUUCGAGCACACAAGUGACUGAUAUUUGCGAUAUACAGUGACAGUACAGUGCUGUUAGAUUCACAACCAUUUUAUCAAUUUUUUUAAUUAUAACAAAUUCAAUUCCUUAUCAAUAGGAGAAUUUGCAAUGAAUGAACUUGUACUUCCACCGUCUCCAAAUUGGUACUUGAGUAAUAUUCUUGCUUGUGCAAGUGAUGGCACUGUUGCUUGGGGGGCUAGGAAUUCCAUAGUGGUAGCUAAAGCAAAAGAAACUUGUAGUAAAAGCUUAGAAUUUUCCAUCAUAGACAGAGCUCACACGGACAGGGUUACGUGCCUGUCAUUUUCUCCCAAGCAUAAUGAAGCUGGUUUUCAUCGUCUAGUUUCUAGUGGAGAUGACAAUAUCGUUAAAAUAUGGAGCUUACAAGACUUGAACCUGGAAAUGAAAAACUCCACACUGACUAGUCAAAAAGUAAUUGGAGUAGAUUGGUCUAAACAUAAUCCAAAUCUAGUAUGCUUUGUGAGUGAAGAUGGCUUAUUGGUAACGUGGAAUAUAAGUUAUGAUGCCAGCCAAACGAUAACUCUUGGAGGAAAACUUGCCGCUACAUGUCUAGCUUGUUGUCCACAUGAUUCUAAUCUGGUGGCACUUGGAUUUAAAAGUGGCCUAGUAUAUCUAGUUGACUUGCGAGGAUCGGGUUCUGUAACUUGGCAAAUGAGGGGUCAUAAUGUAGAGAUUACAAGCUUGUCCUGGUGUCCUGCACCUGUCAACAUUUUUGAAAGUAAAGAAACCAAAGAGUUUCUAUUAGCAUCUGGUGCUAAAGAUAGAGAUAUAUUUUUAUGGAAGACUGAUGGACGUUAUCAAACACAGAUAACAUUGCCAGUAGCACCUUUAGAUUCAAGUAGUCAUAAAUGUAAAGUCAGUGCCUCAGCAGCAAGUCAUACUGCAGUAUGUUGGUUGGAGCCAACUGUUCUUCUCACAAGUUCACCAUGGGGAGAGCUGCUAAUGUGGGAUUUAAAUGCAAGUACCAAGAAAAAAUUCACUCCAAAAUUAAUCCAUGCCAAGCAUGGCAGAGGAUUAUUUUCCAUUACUGGUUUAGCUGUUGAACCACCUCAAGACAAGGAAAGUGAAAAUUGGAGAUCCAAAACUAAUAUCCAAGCAAUUUGGACUCUAGCACAAGACAGACAAGUAGUUUGUUGCAGUAUUUUAGACAGUGAAACUUGCAUAGAAUAUACAAUACCAACUCAGGGUGGCUUUGUAUACUGUAUGUCAGCUUGCCCUGUGGAUACAUCUCAGAUUGCUUUUGGAGUUGGUGAUGCCAUGAUACGUUUGUGGAAUUUGUCAGAGCCUCAUGAAACCACAAUACAAGUCCAAAUGUUAUGGGAAAAGAUCAUGGGAAAAGUCAGAGCAUUAUCUUGGCAUCCUGAAAAAGAAAAUUUAUUAGCAUUUGCGACAAAUGAAGGACGGGUCGGUACGUUUGACACGAAUUCCAGGAAGCCUCCUAUUUUAUUAAGACAAUAUCACAGACGCAUUAUUUAUUCUAUCGGUUGGGGUCCAGCUCCAAAUGUCAAGGAAUAUGCUCUCUACACAUGUGGCGAUGGCGAAUUGGUUUACUACAACCUUGAAAAGCUCAAUGACAAUCCAGUACCAGUCGUCAAGAAAAAGGACUGCACAGAAUUUUGCUGGAAACCAGAUUAUUCAUUGUUGGCAUUGGGUUUUGGAGAUGGAUCAAUCUCAUUUUUAAAUCGCGACUUGAAAGAGUAUGGCAGUACAAUUAAUUUACUACACAAGGCAAUCCAAUGUUUAACUUGGCAUCCAGAAAGUACCUCAUCAGAUUUAAACAUUUCAGCUAUGCAAAACUAUCUAGCAGUAGCAAUAAAUGGUAGUGCAAUUAAUAUUUUUGAUAUUUUGACAUGUGAUCCUGAAGAAAACAAAUCAGAUCAAUCAUCUUUUUAUAGAACUGUUGCUACAUUAAAUGGCCAUAGUGAAAAAGUGGUGUGUUUAUCUUGGAGUCCUCAUAUUAGUGGGUAUUUGGUAUCUGGAAGUUAUGAUAAUACUGCUAAAGUUUGGAAAAUCGAAACGCAACAAGUUAUUGCUACUUAUGCAUCUCAUUUAAGACCAAUUCAAUGUUGCAUGUGGAGUCCAUUUAAUCAAGAUUUGAUAAUCACUGGUUCAGCUGAUUCUACUCUACGCAUAUGGAGUAUUUCUAAUCAAACCGUAGCAAUUCCAGCGUCUUCGGUAAUAAAACCUGCAAGAGGUAAACGCACAAAAAAGAAAAAAACUAAGGAAGCAAUCAUUACUAACAAUGCCAAUGAAUCAGAAUCAAAACAAGUCAAUGGCGAAUCUAUCGUUAUAGCCGAAAAUAAACAAGAAACAGUGAAUCCAGAGCCUAUCAAAAAGAAAAAACAAAAAAAAAUUACGCAUUUUCCUGGUUAUUCUGAAAUUUUAAACGACAGUAAUCUUUGGUACCAGUCAGUUAGAAAGCUUUUACAUAUUUUAAAAUUUACAAGAUGCACACAAGAUGUACAAGUCCCUGUGUUACUUGGCAGCAAAACAAAUCUCGAAGAAGCUUUAAAUCAUGAAAAAAAAAUUCUUGAGUCAAAUGGACAAUAUAAUGCUGUUACUGAGAUCAAUCUUUGGAGUGGGAAUUUAAAGGAAAAUUUGGAAGAAGCUAUGAAAAGUAAUCGUUUGAAUGAUUACUUGGUAUCAUUGGCAUUCAUUGAGCCUAGCAUAACGAUCGAGACGCGAGAAAAAGUGAUCCAAGCUUAUGUUAAUCAAUUAAUUUUCCAAGAUAAUCCACACAAAGCAGUAUCUUAUCUCCUAUGUAUAAAUAAAGUUCACGAGGCUGUCGACGUUCUAAUGGCAUCGAAAAUAUACAAAGAAGCGUACGCUCUUGCAACUUUGAAACUGGAGGCAAAUGAUCCUCUGAUUAACAGUAUUCUUGAGGAAUGGGCAAAUAAUGCUGUAAAAAACGGAAAUUUUGAAAGUGCAGCGGAAUGUUACAUAAUGCUAGGAGAAUAUGUAAAAGCUGCCAAGACUUUAGAACGACGAAGGGACAUUGACAGUUUGAUUUUAGCGAUAGAACUCGCCGAAAUAGCGAGAGACGUUGAUUUAAUCACAUCAGUAGCGGAUAAAGCAAUACUAGAAGCUUUAUUUAAUUCUGAAUUUGCAACUGCUAAAUCUAUUAUAGAAAAUCAUCCUCAAAUGCAGUUUCGUGAAAUUGAAGUACAAGUAUUCACUGUGUUGAGUGAAAUUUUAGCGAGUACUAGUGAUGAAAUUAUUUUUGAUUGGUUGAAAGGUUUAUCCAGUAGUGCUUUACUGGAAACUCUUGAAAAUCGCUUUGCUAAAUGUCCGAACAAGUAUUUAUUUUUACUUGAAAAAGACGUCUAUCCUCUGACGGAUUCGCAGAACGAGAAAAUGGUACAAAUUAGGGCGAGUCAUCAAAUAGCACUUGCAAUAUUAUCCGAUAAUCAAAAGCAACAGUUACAACACAUUGUCAAGGCGUGCGACGUGAUAUCCCAGUAUGAAAAAUCCAGUUCAAGCAAAUCACUACUUGCAAAGUAUCUUGUUUCAUUGGAAAAGAAAAAUUGGACAGAUUCGUCUAGUAUCUUGAAUACUAGUGAAAACGGUGUUUCAUCAAGUUUGCGUGCAUACUUGUGUCAUGCCAUUAUAAAAUGGUUUAAUGAGAAUUCAUUAAAAUUAAAAGACGAGCAGAUUUGCGAGUCCGCAAACCUGAUUGUAUCAAUUUUAGAGAAUUGCGUGCAAGAUCUUUUGAGCAAGCAAGCUGUUGAAUUUUGGAAUACAACUAACGAAAUCAAUAAACUAGAGGCUCAAUUAUCUUUAGAAGUUGGGCAAGUACCAAGCAGUGCGACAUUGAUAGAACAAUUGGAUCAACUGAAAAAGGCGAAAAACAAAUUUCUCGACGAACGCAUUUCGGCACCAAAUCCGUUAUCUAGUCACCACGACAUAAUGGAAUUCCUUAGUCAAGUUCCGGAUAAACAAGCGUGUCAGAAAAUCACGCAACUUGUUAUGGCUACUUCAAAAACGCUGUUUGCUUGAAAUAUGGAUAUUUGUUACACUUAUCAAAUAAUAAAAUUUAUUUUUAUAA
Molecule: messenger RNA, 4616 nt
Organism: Nasonia vitripennis (jewel wasp)
Lineage: Eukaryota; Metazoa; Arthropoda; Insecta; Hymenoptera; Pteromalidae
Gene: rig
Product: gem-associated protein 5
Exons: 11
Coding region: 662-4567 (1301 amino acids)
Molecular function (GO): protein binding
Source: RefSeq, a predicted model, not a curated record